Messenger RNA from Eimeria mitis, 1536 nucleotides. RefSeq lists its product as uncharacterized. Lineage: Eukaryota; Apicomplexa; Conoidasida; Eucoccidiorida; Eimeriidae. The record is from RefSeq and is a predicted model, not a curated record. The transcript has 4 exons. The coding region runs from base 1 to 1536 and encodes 511 amino acids.
AUGAAGGGGCCAACGCUAGCGGUUGUUGCCGCUGCUCCUCCCGAGGCAAAGGGAGGACACGAGCAGCAGACCCCCCACAAAGACCACCUGCUGCUGCUGCAGCAGCCGCAGCAGCGGCAGCAAGCGACUGAGCAUGAGCAAGGCGAAGCCCAGGUUGAUAAGCGGCACCAGGAUGAGCAGCAGCUGCAGCAGCAGCUGCAGCAGCAGCAGCAGCAGCAACAGCAAUCGCAGCAGCAAAGCUCGAAGACCGAGUGGAGAGUUAAGUACCGCUGUGGGGGUGCAGUCCACUGCAAGACCUUCUCCGCACAGACGUUUGGGGCUGAGAUUGCGCAUGCGUUGGCUCUCUGGUAUCGACAAAGAGUCUCUUCAGAGGGGGUGGUUCCCUCACAGGCGCAGAUUGAGGUGUAUGCGGCGAUGCUGGCUGCAGCAAACGCAGACGGAGAGUCUUCGUCAGCAGCUGCAGCAGCUGCAGCAGCACCAGCAGCACCAGCAACAGCAGCAACAACAGCAGCAACAACAACUGCUGCUUCUGUAGAUGCAGCAGCAGACGCGCCUGCUUCUCCUGCCGCCGAGGAAAUGAAAGAAAGAGUCACGAAAGGAGGCUCUGCAGCUCCGCAGGCCCCUACAACGCUGUCUUCUGCUGUCGUUGCUGCUGCUGCUGCUGCCGCCGCAGCAACGGCCAGUUCAGCAGCAGCAGCCGCAGCAGCCACGCCGGUACUGAAGGCAGCAGCCCCCAAUUUGAAUAUGUGCGGGGCAAGCCUCGAGUUGGGGCCGCCCCUUCUAAAGAGGGGGCGGGAGCAGCAGCAGCAGCAGCAGCAGCAGCAGCAGCAAAAGGGGCAAACAAAAGGCAGCCCGCAGCAGCAAUGCCAAAAACCAGCAACUGCUGCCGCAGCAGCAGCAACUGCCACUGAUUCUCCCCCGUGUGCUACUGCAGGCCCCGCGGCUUCCGUGCCUCAGUCAGACGUUGCUGCGGCACCGACUGCCGGGGGCGCUGCAGCUGCAGCUGUACCCGCAGCAACAGGCGCAGCUGCAGCAGAAGGCCCCCCGUGCGCUGCAACUGCAGAACCAAAGCGUGGCUCAGCUUCUGCGCUGCCGCUCGCGCUGCUGUCGCCACUGCCGUCCGCUGACGACACGGAAUGGCGGUGGCAAUCGCAGCAGCAGAAAGAGCAACAGCAGCAGGAGGAACAGCAACAGGAAGCCGUGCAUUCAGCAGCAGCAGCAGCAGCAGCAAAGGGAGAACCUGCAACAGAAACAGCUGCAGCCGCAUCCCAGUCGUCUGGUACUCAGGAUGAGCAGCAGGAGCAAGAUUCAUCGCAGCAAGAACAGCAGCCAGAAGUGCAGCAGGAGCAGCAGCAGGAGCAGCAGCAAGAGCAGCAGCAGCAGCGACGGGUGCUGCUGCGGCGCAGCAGCAGACCUCCCCGUCGGUCUUCACCGGCUGCAGUUGCUGUCCAAGGCCCCAACAGUCCCCGCAUACACACAGGAAACAACAACGCCUCCUUCCAUGCAGACAAACAGGCGGGUUUUGGCGUCUGUUGA